This is a messenger RNA of Pongo pygmaeus (Bornean orangutan), 369 nucleotides long. RefSeq names its product phosphomannomutase 2-like. Gene Ontology annotation, molecular function: phosphomannomutase activity. Gene Ontology annotation, biological process: mannose metabolic process; GDP-mannose biosynthetic process; protein N-linked glycosylation. The transcript has a single exon. The coding region runs from base 1 to 369 and encodes 122 amino acids. The record is from RefSeq and is a predicted model, not a curated record. Gene Ontology annotation, cellular component: cytosol. NCBI's taxonomy places the organism in Eukaryota, Metazoa, Chordata, Mammalia, Primates, Hominidae.
AUGGCAGCACCCGGCGCAGUGCUCUGCCUUUUGGAUGUUGAUGGGACCCUGACCACCCCACAGCAGAAAAUUACCAAAGAAAUGGAUGACUUCCUACAAAAAUUGAGGCAGAAGAUCAAAAUCGGAGUGGUGGGCACGUUGGACUUUGAGGAAGCACAGGAGCAACUGGGAAAUGAUGUGGUUGAAAAAUAUGAUUAUGUGUUUCCAGAAAAUGGCUUGGUAGCAUACCAAGAUGGGAAAUGCUCGUGUAAAUGGAAUAUUCAAAGUCACCUGGGUGAGGUCCUAAUCCAAGAUUUAAUCAACUAUUGUCUGAGCUGCAAUGCAAAAAUUAAACUCCUGAAGAAGAGGGGUACUUUCAUUGAAUUCUGA